Messenger RNA from Carassius auratus (goldfish), 5128 nucleotides. RefSeq lists its product as uncharacterized. Gene Ontology annotation, molecular function: transmembrane signaling receptor activity. The transcript has 20 exons. The record is from RefSeq and is a predicted model, not a curated record. Gene Ontology annotation, cellular component: plasma membrane. Bases 44 to 4570 code for a protein of 1508 amino acids. NCBI's taxonomy places the organism in Eukaryota, Metazoa, Chordata, Actinopteri, Cypriniformes, Cyprinidae.
CACAGAGAUCAUUCAGCGGAAAGAAGACUGAACUCAACUCACAAUGAAGAUCCUCCUCAUCUUCCUCACUUUCUACCUGAUCUCAGCUGCAGUGAGAUGCUUUAGCGUCACGGGAUAUUCUGGAGGAAGUGUUCUGGUGGAUUCUGGGCAACUUUGGUUCAGUGACUCUGAUAAAUAUAUGAUUAAACAUGAUCCAUGGAGAACCAUAAUACAUUACAAGAAACACAGUAAAUGGACGAGUGAAGGAAGAUUCAUUCUUUUUUGCAGCAAAUAUGGAAAGCUUGUGAUAUUCAUUAGAGAACUGAACACACAGGAUGCUGGGAAAUAUAGAAUUAGGGUUCUUGACAAGUGGUAUAUAGAUAUAACUUUGAAUGUGAAAAAAGAUUCAUGCUGUGUGGUGUCGAAGAAAGUAGUGGUAAAGAGUGGAGAAACUGCCACCUUCAGCUGUGAAUAUUCACAGAAUCAUAUUAAUGAUGCAAAAGUCAUAUUCAAAGAACGACAAAACUCCAUUGACCCAUGGAAUGAAGAAGAAAGACUCAGUAUUUCUGAUGACAAACAUAAAAACAUCUUCAGUGUGAGGAUCACUGCUGUGACACCAGAUGAUGGAGGAGUUUAUUUAUGUGGAGUUUGGAUCAACAGAGACUCGUACAGUUACUACAUUAUUAAUACUGUUCAUCUGCAUAUUUUGAAUUCAUGUUGUGGAGCAUCAAAGAUAUUAAGAGUAAAAAGUGGAGAAACUGCUGAUUUCAGAUGUGAAUAUUUAUGGUAUCAAAGGAAUAGAAAAAUCAUAUUAAAAACAAGAAAUUACAUAAUUGAGGAGGUGAUCUCCACUUCUAACACAUGGGAUCAAAAAGAAAGAUUGACUGUUUCUGAUGAAGAACAUAAAAACAUCUUCAGUGUGAAAAUCACUGCUGUGACACCAGAUGAUGGAGGAGUUUAUUUAUGUGGAGUUUGGGACUACAGUUACCCGUACAGUUACUCCAUCAUAAACACUGUUCAUCUGGAUAUUACUUCUAAAGUGGGCGUGUCUAGAGUGAACGGCUUCUCAGGAGGACGUUUGAUGAUCAAGUGUGAACAUCCUCAAUACAAAACCAACCCAAAAUACAUCUGUAAAGAAUCAGACGGAUGUUCAGAGAGGAAGAAUCCAGGAGUUCAGGGUGAAUGGAUGGAGAAUGGAGAUGUUUCUUUAUAUGACGACACCAGAGCAGGAGUCUUGAUGGUGUUUUUUAGAGAGCUGAAAGCUGCAGAUGAAGGAACAUACAGGUGUGGAGUGAAAGUAUCUGACUAUACUGAGAGCUUCACUGAGAUACAGCUGAGCGUCAGAAACGAUGCAAAAUAUCCAAAGAAUGUGACUGACUCUGUGUAUCUUGGUGGAGAAGUCAACAUCACCUGUCAGAUCCCAGAGCAACAUAAAGUUCAUUUCUGCAAAGAGGAUGAUAAUCACAUCUGUCAAAGCAUCAGUUCAUCUAAAGUGACAGAAAUGAGUGGUUCAUCAGAGAGAAAUGAAGAGAGAGUUGUUACAGUGAGCAUCAGUAAUGUGAGUGUGAGAGAUGCUGGAGUUUACUGGUGUGGAGCAGAAACCAGAGACACAGAUCUGACUUUCAUCUCCCUGAACACUCAAAUUCAGCUCAACCUCAUCACUAAAGUGGGCGUGUCUAGAGUAAGCGGCUCCUCAGGAGGACGUUUGAUGAUCAAGUGUGAACAUCCUCAAUACAAAACCAACCCAAAAUACAUCUGUAAAGAAUCAGACGGAUGUUCAGAGAGGAAGAAUCCAGGAGUUCAGGGUGAAUGGAUGGAGAAUGGAGAUGUUUCUUUAUAUGACGACACCAGAGCAGGAGUCUUGAUGGUGUUUUUUAGAGAGCUGAAAGCUGCAGAUGAAGGAACAUACAGGUGUGGAGUGAAAGUAUCUGACUAUACUGAGAGCUUCACUGAGAUACAGCUGAGCGUCAGACACGAUGAAACAUAUCCAAAGAGUGUGACUGAAUCUGUUCAUAUUGGUAAAGAAGUUAACUUCACCUGUCAGAUCCUGGAGGAGCACGAAGUUCAUUUCUGCAAAGAGGAUGAUAAUCACACUUAUAAUCACAUCUGCCAAAGCAUCGUCUCAUCUAAAGUGACAGAAAUGAGUGGUUCAUCAGAGAGAAAUGAAGAGAGAGUUGUUACAGUGAGCAUCAGUAAUGUGAGUGUGAGAGAUGCUGGAGUUUACUGGUGUGGAGCAGAAACCAGAGACACAGAUCUGACUUUCAUCUCCCUGAACACUCAAAUUCAGCUCAACCUCAUCAUGGCUCCAGUAGUGAGACAUGAAGGAGAAUCAGCUGAGAUCAUCUGUCCUUAUGAUUCAAUCUAUAAAUCAAAGCCAAAGUCUCUCUGUAAGGGGAAGUGCUCCACUAGAGACAGAAAUCCUCUCAGUGAGACUGUGAGAGAAGAGAAAGAGACCAAGACUGGCAGAUUGCCUCUGAAUGAUGACGUCACUGCAGGUGUCUUCACUGGGACCAUCACUGGACUGACAGCAGAGGAUGCUGGGAAAUACUGGUGUGCAGUGACAUUAGAAACAGAGCUCAAUUAUCUUUACACUCAUCUGAUCGUCAUCAUGAACGAGGAGCUGAACUUGACUAAGUAUGAAGGAGACGACGUGUCAAUCCAGUGCAAACAUCAUGAUGAAGAUCAGAAACGCUUCUGUAAAGCACAUGAAGCCUCCAUGUGUGUGAAGGAUGGAGUUUCAUUGGAGACGAUCAGAGAUGAUCGAUUCUCUUUCAGUGAUGAAGCAUCUACUGGAGUCUUUACUGUGAACAUCACUGAUCUGAGAGAAGAGGAUUCUGGGACAUACUGGUGUGGUGCUCACAUCAUCAUUAAAGUCAAUCUUGAAGUCAACAAAAGUGUUACUGGCAGAAUCACCAUCUCUUGUGUUUCUGUGACUCUGCUGCUGAUGGGAGCGUCUGUCCUGUUAUUAUACAAAUUAGGAUAUAUCAAGACACGAGAUCAGCACACUUCCCCAGACAGGACGGGGAUGAGCGGUGGAGAGGCCUCUCAUGCAGCAUGUGACUAUGAGAAUAUCAAAGAUGCCAGAAGGCGCUCAAUCCCAGAUACUAAGGAAACAGCAUUAUACUCCACUGUCACACAUCCCACAGACGUGUCUGAUCCAAACGACAUGCUGUAUUCUACCGUACAGUUACCCACAAACCCCUCUGAUGGGCUCCUGUACGCUUCGGUCCAUUUCCAGAAGCAUGAAGAGUCUCUCAGCAAUGCUAAAGUUACCUUCAAUAAUGAGGACGUUUACUGUAAUUACACCACUGUCAGUCUCAACUAUCUUGAGCUUGAGCUCUUCAUUAACAGACACCAGCAGCAGCACACAGAUGAAACAAUGAUCCAGAUCUGUGAUGAUCAACUCAUAUUUCUCCUGCUGCUCCUCGUGUCAGUCGUGGCAUGUGAGACGAGUGAGAUCUUGACUUUCACUGCACAUGAAAGAGGAACAGUUGAGAUAAAGUGUCCAUAUGAGUCUAGAUAUAAAGAAUAUGAGAAGUAUCUCUGCAGAGGAGAAUGUCCAAUACUGAAUAAAGACAAAGUUGUUGAAUCUGGAUCAUCAGCUCGAGACGAGAGAUUCUCUCUGACUGAUGACACAACAGCUCACAUCUUCACCGUCACCAUCACUGACCUGAGAACAGAGGAUCGAGGACAGUACUGGUGUGGAGUAGAGACAGAGCGGUGGAACCUGGAUGACUUUACAGAGAUUCAUCUGGACAUUAAACAUGUGUCCCGAGUGUCUGGUUUUACUGGACAGCAUCUGAAUAUUUCCUGCCAUUAUAAAAGUGAACUGAAGAACAUUGUCAAAUUCAUCUGCAAAGGAAGCGACCCGUCCGUCUGUGAGAAAUCAGCUUUAAGAGCUUCAUCAGAGAUCAAGAGUUAUGGCCGUUUCUCUCUGAGUGAUAAUGAAUCUGCAGGAGUCUUUACUGUGACCAUCACUGAUCUGACAGAAGAGGAUUCUGGGAUAUACUGGUGUGGAGCUGCACAGAGAGAACAAGAGCACAAGAACAAGUGGAUCUCAGUGAUAAACCUGACCAUUUCUGCUGACACAUCAGAGAGUUUGUCACCUAAACCAACAACAUCUAGAGCUUCAUGUCACACCAGUAAACCAGCGACAGAAGAUACCGCCUCAAGCAGACUCAUCACAGCUUCAUCAUCAUCUUCAUCAUCAUCCACAUCACCUUCAGUGUUAAUGUUUUUCUCAUCGUCUGCUAAUGAAGUGUCACCAAAAACACAUACAGGUUUAACACCAUUCAUCUUGCCAUCAGUUAUGGGGAUAUUGAUGGUGUUUGGAUUCUUAGUGUUCAUUUACUUAUCAUGCAGACAAAAUAAAGAAGGAGUGCGUCUGAGAGGCGUCAUUCAUGUCUUGGCUGAUAACCUGUCCGAUAAAGAAGCCACUCAUACUGUCUGUCAUUAUGAAGUGAUCAUUUGCACAGACAGCUCUGGUUUGGGUCUUCCUGUAUUUGAUGAACACGACACCUGUUCCACCGUCAUAUUUCAGACAACAGACCAUCCAGACAGGACUUCAGACGGACAGGAGACAUGCAGUUAGAAAGACUGAAGCAUUCAUGCACACCAGGCCGAUUAACAGUUAAACUCUUACAUUUCGGAGUCUGAUGGACUUGUAAUAUUUUUAUAUCCAUGAUUUGUAGAUAAAAUAGCAAACAAAGUACAUUGUGAAGAAUUCAGAUAGUGGAGAAAGCUUCCUAAUGAUAUUGAAAACAUAUUUGUCAAGUUGUUUAUAAAUCUGGUUGUCCACUUAAAAUAAAGAUAAUACUAUUAUUUUGUCUCUUAAAUAUGACAUAUAUAUGGAAUAAUAUUUCUUUGGCUAUGAUGAGUAUCUGAGAAUGACAUCCGCAUUUACUUACAGGUUUGAGUUUUAAAACAUCCUGUUGGAAGUAAAAUAUAUUAAAUGAGUAAAUCAUCGAAUACCUUUAAAUGUGAGAUUUCUGUAUAAUAUGUGUUGUGUCAUUACAUUGAGGGGCUUGUUUUUGUUUGUUUUGUUUGAAGAGCUCAGCUAAACAGACCAAUCAGAGAUGAUUAACUACUAAUCUUAGCUUUAUUAUACAAAUGUGCUAUUAAAAUGCCUAAACUGUACAUGAAUAAAACU